CUACACUGCUAGCAAGUUUUCGAUUGCUUUUGUCUUUCUUAUAUUGAUUACAUUUUGUUGAUACGCAGCUACCCUGGGUGUUCACUUGUUACAAGCAGCAUGGGUACACACCGGCUGAUUCUAUUUUUAGCUGCGGCUGUAGCAGCUGUGCUGUGCUGCGAAUACUCCGACUGGUCAGUCAGCUUUAGCAAACGAAAAGGUCUUUCUCGGUGUGAUCGACUUUACGAUAAUAUCGUUGGGUUCAGCAGAAUCGGCUUACGGAACUGGUACCAUGACGACACGGACCGGCUGCAGAAAGUCAAAUGCUGUAAGUGGUCGAAGCGCUGGAUCGAUUCAGGAAUCGUUGUUCGUUACAUUCCUUGGGCUGAUGAACUCAAACCUGCCUUUACGUGGGCCAAAUGUCCGAAUGGGUACUUUCUUCACGGGCUAAAGAGGAACGGAAAGCAUAAGCUUAGCAGUAUUACCUAUGGACGAUGUACUAAGCCGAGUGACCAUCCGUAUCAUUAUGGGAGAUGUUACACUGUAAAAAUAGAUACUUGCUUCAACAAAAGGAACCUGUGUGCUUGUGAUGCAGGGACUUACAUGACCGGUAUCUACAAGUCGUACUGUGAUGAGCUGCACUGUUUGGAGGAAAUCAAAUGCUGUAGGAUGGCAGAUGAGCCAGAGGCCUUGACCGCUGAACACGAUCUAACCAGACGCAUGAUGGAUUUAACCCUCCAUCGCACGGGAGAAUUAGCCGCCAUGUUGGGGUACAAAAAUUGUAAAAGCUGUGUGGCGCAAAAUCCAGGGGAAGAUUUCCACGCCAGGGGUACCCGAUGGUACGCCGAUGACGAGUAUUGCAAAGAUCGGGAUCUGGUAAAAGACCUGCUCGUCUUGAACUACACGGACUGGCAUUAUGAAAUACACAGCAUGAGCUACGGGAACUUUGUUACACAGGAGCUCCCGGCAGAAAUACUCAGCACGGGGUACAUCAUCAACAACGAGAACACGCCCAAGACUGUGACCCUCAACUUCUCGACAACAGUCACCCGGCAAGUGACCAACACAAAGAACAAAUUUAAGGAGAUGUGGAAGCUGGGGAUCUAUCUGAAGUACACACCCCCGCCUGCCGGACCGAACAAAAACACCGCUUCGUACACGUUCCGGGAUGAGGCCUUCACGGAGUUUACCGAUGAAACAAAAAGCAGACAGAGCAAGGAGUUCCCUGUCGUGUCGACCUGGACGUUGAAGCCCCACAGCGCGGCUAGGUGGGAACGUGUUUUAUCCAAAACUCGAACCCUACUCCCGUACACCGCGACGAUCCUGGCCAAGUUUAGUAUAAAAAUACAAGGACUGCUUGAUGGGGAAGGAAAAAACUUCCAUGAAUUGUUCCAACCACCACAUAUAUUAGUACCCUUUACAGUUUACUAUCAAUUCGGUAAUUCCUCCACGCCUUUCUACAGGGCACUGAAGCGCGAGUACGAUUCCAACGCUUCUCCCUGGAUGUGGAGAAAAAUGGAUAAAAAAAAAUCAGCUGCAAAAAAAUUAAUACCACAGCUGGCCGAAGAGCAAUUGUACCUCUUCAAUCUGAGUGGAGAAUUUGAUGACAUCGUUGGCAAACAUCUUAGUGUGCGUUGGCUCGAGGUACCCUUGCAAAAUGCGAAAAAUAUGUUUGAGAAUGGUCAGUUUCCUCCAAUGAAUAUCACCGCGACUUAAGACAAAACCGACAGUGAAAAACUAAAAAAAUUAAAAUUCUAAAUUUCUACUAGAUGCCUCAAUUAAAUAGUCAUAUCAAGAUUAUAAAGAAAAUGUAUUUCGGUUGUUUCUAAAUUAAAUGUAACGUCAACGAAUAAUUGUGACAAAUUAAAACUCUUUUC
Molecule: messenger RNA, 1856 nt
Organism: Physella acuta
Lineage: Eukaryota; Metazoa; Mollusca; Gastropoda; Physidae
Source: RefSeq, a predicted model, not a curated record